GGAGAACAUGGUGGAUUACCUGGCCAACACCGAGAUCAACAGCCAGCGCAUCGCGGCCGUGGAGAGCUGCUUCGGGGCGUCAGGGCAGCCGCUGGCCCUGCCAGGCCGCGUGCUGCUGGGCGAGGGCAUGCUGACCAAGGAGUGCCGCAAGAAGGCCAAGCCACGCAUCUUCUUCCUCUUCAACGACAUCCUGGUGUACGGCAGCAUCGUGCUCCACAAGCGCAAGUACCGCAGCCAGCACAUCAUCCCGCUGGAGGAGGUGACGCUCGAGCCGCUGCCCGAGACCGCGCAGGCCAAGAACCGCUGGAUGAUCCGGACGGCCAAGAAGUCCUUCGUGGUGUCAGCGGCCUCCAGCACGGAGCGCCAGGAGUGGAUCAGCCACAUCGAGGAGUGUGUGCGGCGGCAGCUGCUGGCCACGGGCCGCCAGCCCAGCACGGAGCACGCGGCGCCCUGGAUCCCCGACAAGGCCACGGACAUCUGCAUGCGCUGCACGCAGACGCGCUUCUCGGCCCUCACGCGGCGCCACCACUGCCGCAAGUGCGGCUUCGUAGUCUGUGCCGAGUGCUCCCGAGAGCGCUUCCUCCUGCCGCGCCUGUCGCCCAAGCCCCUGCGCGUCUGCAGCCUCUGCUACCGCCAGCUGGCCGCCCCGAAGAGGGAGGAGGAGGAGCCGCGCGCGGGGGCCCCCGGGCAGCCGGCCCACUCGGCCGGGGCGGGCUGCGGGGCAUCCAGCGGGGACGAGGAGGACUCUGACGAGGACAAGGAGGGCAGUGGGGACGGCGACUGGCCCAGCCGUGUGGAAUUCUACGCCUCGGGCACCUCCUGGUCAGCCUUCCACAGCUGACC
Molecule: messenger RNA, 843 nt
Organism: Odobenus rosmarus divergens (Pacific walrus)
Lineage: Eukaryota; Metazoa; Chordata; Mammalia; Carnivora; Odobenidae
Gene: PLEKHF1
Product: pleckstrin homology domain containing, family F (with FYVE domain) member 1
Exons: 1
Coding region: 8-841 (277 amino acids)
Molecular function (GO): phosphatidylinositol binding; metal ion binding
Source: RefSeq, a predicted model, not a curated record